UACGCUUUCGUUUCCCCGUUUCCUGUCGGAUCUCUCCUGCGCGUGACACGUCAAAAUGGCGGAGCGGGAAGAAGCGGUGAGGGGGUUCGUCGCUGUAACUGAUGUUGAUGAAGAGAGGGCCCGUUUCUUCCUCGAGUCAGCCGGCUGGGACCUGCAGCUUGCUUUAGCUAAUUUCUUUGAGGAUGGAGGAGAUGAUGAUAUUGCCACCCUUCCUCAGCCAGAAUCUGUCUCUGUCAGUCGGUCCGCGGGGCCAAGUGAACACAGAGUGACAUCCUUUAGAGAAUUCAUGCACGAGGAUGAAGAUGACAGCGGUGAAGAGGAAGGCCAGAGGUUCUUUGCCGGGGGCUCAGAACGCAGUGGGCAGCAGAUUGUUGGUCCUCCCAAAAAGAAGAGCCCAAAUGAGCUGGUUGAGGACUUGUUUAAAGGUGCUAAGGAGCACGGGGCGGUUCCUGUUGACAAACCAGGCAAGGGACCUGGAGAAUCCAGCAAAUCCAGCAAGCCGUUUCUGGGUGGUGGUUAUCGAUUGGGUGCAGCACCAAAAGAAGAACCACUAAUUUGCAAGAAAAAAGGAGACAGUCCAGCAGUGCAUGUGGUGCUGAAGCUCUGGAAGACUGGCUUUAGUCUUGAUGAUGGAGAGCUGAGGAACUACAGUGAUCCUGGGAACGCUCUCUUCCUGGAGUCCAUCCGCAGAGGGGAGAUUCCUCUGGAAUUGAGACAGCGUUUCCGGGGUGGACAGGUAAACCUAGACAUGGAGGACCAUCGGGAUGAAGAUUUUUCCAAACCCAAAUUUGCUUUCAAACACUGAACUUUUCAAACUUUGCUGUCCUUAUUUCCCUCUAACCUCCGCAGUGCCACUCCAGAGCUGGUGUCGCACCAGAGAAGCCCGCAGGACCAGGCCGCCCUUGAAGCUGAGGCCAGUGCUUCCGUCAGUUUGGACAGCUCUCAACCGGUCACUAGCAUCCAGAUCAGGCUGGCCGACGGAGGCCGGCUGGUGCAGAAGUUCAACCACACCCACAGGGUGUCUGAUGUGCGUCAGUUCGUGGUGAGUGCUCGCCCGGCUUUAGCUGCCACCGAGUUCGUUCUCAUGACGACUUUCCCCAACAAGGAGCUGACGGACGAGAGCCAGACGCUGAAGGAAGCCAACCUGCUGAACGCAGUCAUUGUGCAGCGGCUAAAGUGACCGGUGACCUGGCUUUAGUGAAGCACUCUGGAGUUGGAGAUACCGGGACUGAAAGGACUUCUAAUUACUUAAUUUUGUUUUCUUUAGUGAUAUGUUAUUCCUCCGUGACAGUUUUGGGGUGGUGGGUGUUUCUGAUAAAGUGAAAUGGAGAUGAAGGGGAAGCAAUCACACUGUGAUAGAGUUAAAGAGAGGGAGAGAGGAACCGAAGAGAAGAACUAACAUGUUUUACGGUUUUAGAAUAACUGCUGAACAUAUUCAGAUUGAAAUAAAGAGCUUUCUGAAGAGUUUUGACAUACUUUUACCUCGGUGUCUAUCUCGCAGCUUUACGCUGCUUUGCUUUACCUCCUUCUCAGUUUUAUUCUUUGUUCUCUGAUUCAUCCCUUAACAUUUCUCACAACUGUCAUUAAAGCUAAAGUAGCCUUAUAUUCUAGCCCCAUGACCAAGAUCAACCUCAACUGUCAAUGAGUAAAACCUUUUUUUUUUUUUUUUUACAAAACAAUCUAACUUUUAUGACAUUUGAGGCUUUAUUUUGAUAUUUAGGAUGUCACGCUAUAUUGAUUUUUUUAUUAUUGUCAUCAUUAUAUUUUUCCUGGUAAUUAAAGGAUGAAAUUAUGAAUUGGUUGAUUAAGAGCCAACUUCAACUUCGGACACUGCUGCUGGUGAACAUAUCAGUGGCCUUCUUGUACUCUAUGCAGAAGAUGACUAUAAUUCUGGAGAUACUGUGUGAUUGUGAGCUGUGGUGAACCUGAUAUUAAACCCCUUUGUCUGGCA
Messenger RNA from Cyprinus carpio (common carp), 1951 nucleotides. Its product is annotated as NSFL1 cofactor p47. Gene Ontology annotation, cellular component: nucleus; cytosol. Gene Ontology annotation, molecular function: ubiquitin binding. NCBI's taxonomy places the organism in Eukaryota, Metazoa, Chordata, Actinopteri, Cypriniformes, Cyprinidae. Gene Ontology annotation, biological process: nuclear membrane reassembly; autophagosome assembly; Golgi organization. The record is from RefSeq and is a predicted model, not a curated record. The transcript is spliced from 9 exons.